Salarias fasciatus (jewelled blenny) is the source of this 2563-nucleotide messenger RNA. Its product is annotated as thrombospondin-type laminin G domain and EAR repeat-containing protein-like. Gene Ontology annotation, biological process: signal transduction. The coding region runs from base 71 to 2221 and encodes 716 amino acids. Lineage: Eukaryota; Metazoa; Chordata; Actinopteri; Blenniiformes; Blenniidae. The record is from RefSeq and is a predicted model, not a curated record. The transcript has 13 exons.
GGCAGUGUAAUACCUUCAACAUGGAGACAUUCCGACCAGCCGGAAACUGAACCAAACCAGCCUUUUUGCAAUGUCAACGCUGAUGUUUGUACAGCUCCUUCUGCUGGGGUUAAGGGUCACUGACACCACGACAGACACGCAGAGACAGUGUGCAGACAUGGUCCCCCUGGAUCUUCUGUCGUUUGUCCUAGAGAGGGAUACCUCCAGACUUGCACCCGGCCUGCAGAUGAAGACGGCCGGGGGAAUGAGGGGUGUUCAGAUUCUGAGCCCGGACCGCUCCUUGAGCUUUCCCUCGUCUGAGCUCCUGCUGAACUGUGACCUGUUCCCCAAACAAUUCUCCAUCGUUCUGACGUUAAAGUUCAGCCACACUGCGCCAAAGAGGGAUGAAUACAUCUUUUCCUUAACUGAGUCAAGAAAAGGAACCAAACAAUCAAGAAACGAGAGCAAGGAGGAGAAUGAUGAGGACGACUUUGUGGAAAUGGCUAAAGAAAAGACUGGAGAGGGGCAGCAGAGGGAGACGAAGAGGAUGAGGAGAAAAAAGCACGGCUCCCGGAUCCUUCUCGGCCUGAAGUUCUCCAGGAAACGCCUGGAUCUAGUGUUCAGAGGUCACGGGGAGGUCGUGGAGCACUGGGUGUUCCGAGGCGCCCGGCUGGCCGAUAACCAGUGGCACACUCUGGUUCUCGUCGUUGGCAGUCAUCGUGCGGCGCUCACCGUGGACUGCAACACACCUCUGGAAGUCGUUCCCUCCAGGCCUUUUCCCUCAGACCUCAACGUUCAAGAAUCCAGGUUCAACAUUGGCAGUCGGGGUCGAUGGAAAGGCUUGUUCUCAGGCCUGCUCCGGCAGCUGGUUCUGGUGCCAGGUUCGGACGCCACCCAUCACAUCUGCCCUUCCUCCGACCCCCAGCUGGCGGCUCUGUCGGUGCCGCCGCUGCUCUUAGAUCUACAUGUCCCAGGAAGGGAGGGGGGGCGGCGCGGAGCUCCCUCUGAGGAGCGCGUGGCGGUGGGGUUGGAGAGGUCCUGCUCAGAGCUGCGUCGAGGUCAGCUGUGGUUCAACCCGCUCAGGAAGGGCCUGUACCUCUGCGACGGGGCGGCGUGGGUCACUGUGUUAGAAGACCAUAAAAGGCUGGACUACAUAUUGGAACAUCAGGUUCUCGCCACCAGCUCAGAGACGCAUGACGUAGAGGUGUUUGAGGUUCCCAGCGUGGGUCUGAUGGCUGCCAUGGCUCACCGGUCCACAGCGUCAGGCUCCGCCGUGUAUCUGUGGACCAGUUCAGGCUUUCAGCUCCACCAGAACAUCAGCACGUCCGGAGCUUUAGCUUGGAAGCAUUUUACCGUUGGCAAGAAGUUAUUCCUGGUGGGGUCGAAUUCUGGAGGAGAUCCAGACGGUCAAAUGAGCAAAAAGUCCGAGGUGGACUUUUCUGUGGUUUACAAGUGGAGCAAAAGAAGAAAACGCUUCGUGCAGUUUCAGACUCUGCAGACUCACUGUGCACGAGACUGGGAGGCGUUUAGCAUCAAUCAAGAAACCUAUCUUGCUGUGGCGAAUCAUAGAAAAGGUAACAACAAUCACACCAUAAACAGUGUGAUUUAUAAGUGGGACAGAUUGACAAAGUCAUUCCAGGCUCACCAGACGCUGCUGACCUCAGGAGCCUAUGACUGGGAGUUUUUCACCGUCGGGCCGUACCAUUUCCUGGUGGUGGCCAACGCUUUUGAUGGAGUGACCACAUCUGUAGACUCUGUCAUCUACGUUUGGGUCAAUGGAAGCUUCCAGGUGUUCCAGACAAUUAAGACUUUCUGUGCUACAGACUGGGAAAUGUUUCAGAUUGGCAACAGAGUCUUCUUGGUUGUUGCAAAUGGACACAGACUCUACAGCAGUGGGCCAAGCCAGUACACCAUCAACUCCACCAUAUAUGAACUGGACAUGACUGGACGGCUGUUCGUCCGCUUCCAGGACAUUGUCACCCACAGUGCUGUGGAUUGGGAGUUCUUCAGCCUCGGGGAAGAAUAUUUUCUGGUUGUUGCUAAUUCCUUUAACGGAGAAUCCUACUCUCUCAACAGCAUACUCUACAGGUGGCAGGGAUAUGAAGGAUUUGUUCCCGUUCAUUGGCUCCCGACGAUUGGGUGCAGUGACUGGGAGUUUUUCAGCUUUAAGGGGGAAUCAUAUUUGAUCUACUCCAGUGCCAAAGCUCCUCUCUCCAAAGUGUUCCGACUGAAGACCUACUAGAUAAACGUGUGUGUGUGUGUGUGUGUGUGUGUGUGUGUGUGUGUGUGUGUGUGUGUUUGUAUUCUCUGUGGGUUGCACUGUGGAGAAAAAAAUCAAAGUUGUCAUAUUGAAAGAUAAAAUAUCAAUAAUGCAUAAUUUAUCCACUAACAUAAUCACUGAUAUGAUAAAAAAAAUGGCCUGCAUACAUGUUAAAAUGGCAACAGAUAUACCUCAUAUAAGAAAGAACAGCCUAGAGGUUAUCUUUGUGUUGUCAUAAUGUAUACUGUUAAAUGUAUACUGUUAAACUGAUUUUUCUACAGAUGCUUUUAGUAUUGAAAUUGUAUUUAACAUUUAACUGAUUCA